GACUGAGGGCAGCCACACACACCAAGUCUGGGGACGGUGGCCAGGGGGCUGCCAGGCAGUGUGAGAAGCUCCUGGAGCUGGCCCGGGUGAGGUUGCUUCAGGGAAGUGCAGGAGGUACUGCUCCGAGGGAGGCGAGGCAUCUGCUCCCAGCAGGGAGCCGACUUUUCCAGCCUUUGUGUGUCCCUGGGGAUCUUUGUUUAAGACUUUACCCCGGGUGCCAUUGAGACCCAUUUCUCAGUGGCCAGCCCUGGUGGCACCAGUGAGUCACAGUGCUGAGCCAUGUCAUAGGGUGCAGUGCCCGUGUGACAGUGCCCUGGUGGAGCAGUGGUGGGUCCGUGGCCCAGGCUGGUCACCACCCUGUAGAGGCAGUUGUUGACAGAGGCUCUCAGGCUCCCAACCCCAGCUCCGCAUGUAGCAAGGACCACCCAGUACCAGCCUGGUUCCCUACGAGGGGCUCGCCCCGGGUAUCCUGCCGCCGUGGAGAGUGUGCUCGGUGGGCGGGAGACAGAUGUGGCUGCGUCACAGAGCAUCUUGGGAAGUGAGGGGCUCUCAGAGAUAAAGACCACGUCUUGGGGAAGAGCAUUUUCCAGACCGGCAGAGCAAGCAGCCGGGAAAGGCCCUGAGAAGAACACAUCCUUGGCGGUUUGGGAGAAUGACCCCGGGGGGCUCCUGAGUUUUGCUACCAGACCCUGGGGGAGGAGUACGUCAGCAUCAUCCAGGUGGACCCAUCGCGGACACAUGUGCCCUCCUCGUUGCGCCGUGGCGUGCUGGUGACGCUGCAUGCCGUCCUGCCCUACCUGCUGGACAAGGCCCUGCUCCCCCUGGAGCAGGAGCUGCAGGCUGACCCCGACAGUGGGCGACCCUCACAGGGGAGCCUGGUGCCAGGUGGGCGUGGCUGCUCAGGGGCGCGGCGCUGGAUGCGUCACCACACGGCCACCCUGACUGAGCAGCAGAGGAGGGCGCUGCUGCGGUCGGUCUUCGUCCUCAGACAGGGCCUCGCCUGCCUCCAGCGGCUACAUGUUGCCUGGUUUUACAUCCACGGUGUCUUCUACCACCUGGCCAAGAGGCUCACGGGGAUCACGUACGCGCUGAGGCCAGAUCCCCUCAGGGUCCUGAUGAGUGUGGCGCCAUCUGCCUUACAGCUCCGUGUCCGCAGCCUGCCCGGAGAGGACCUGAGGGCCCGUGUUAGCUACAGGCUGCUGGGGGUCGUCUCACUGCUGCACCUGGUGCUGUCCAUGGGGCUGCAGCUGUACGGUUUCAGGCAGCGGCAGCGAGCCAGGAAGGAGUGGAGGCUGCACCGCGGCCUGUCUCACCGCAGGGCCUCCUUGGAGGAGAGAGCCGUUUCCAGAAACCCCCUGUGCACCCUGUGCCUGGAGGAGCGCAGGCACCCAACAGCCACGCCGUGCGGCCACCUGUUCUGCUGGGAGUGCAUCACCGCGUGGUGCAGCAGCAAGGCGGAGUGUCCCCUCUGCCGGGAGAAGUUCCCUCCCCAGAAGCUCAUCUACCUUCGGCACUACCGCUGAGCCGGCGCCCGGGUGGGCCUGGACACAGAUGACCUCUACGGGAGUCCGAACGCCAAGAUUUAGUCUCAGGAUUAACCUUGCUUGCACAGAAGUUAGAACACUCUCCGUUUUUUGUCAUGUAAGAUACUAACCUAGCCACCCUGGGAGAGAACAGAAAGCUGUCCCUGGCUGCGCCUUCUCAGCCCUGGGAGGGGCGCCUGAACCCAGAAUAUUUCCCUAACCCCAACCUGGUAGGACUCAGCCACUUCUUCAGGAGUUUCACUUAUUUGGACGGGAUUUUAGGUUUCCCUCCCUUCCCCAAACCAUACAGUUGAGAAGUAAUUCAGAAGUAGGCCAGAAGACACUUUAUUCGUUUAUAUUGUGAGAAAACGGCCCAUCAGGCUUGUGUUAAGGCAAUGGACUGAAUGAGUGCGUGCUGGGUGGGGUGGGGCACGGAGGCUGGCCGGUGGCUUCAGCCAGUGCGGUGAGAACAGCAGCCCCACGGCCCCAUGGGAGGCGGCGCUGCUCUCCCCGAGGGCGGCUGGGCAGAGCACAUCCCCGAGGACUUGAUGACCACACGGGGCAGAGAGAAACCAACCAAGGCCAGCACCUCCGUCGGAAGCAUUUGGCACACACACCUUCAAUACACGUCAAGGCCGCUUCCAGUUUUAGAAAACAGAAAUCUGCAUCUCAGCCUGAGACGCACAGAGAGGUCUCUUCCUGACCCAGACGCACUCACGAGCCAGGUCCUGGGGGUGUGGGGGCUGCCAGGGGCGCCCGAGCCCUCUCCUGGGGGCCUGCUGGGCAGGCGACCUGCUGACCCAUGGUCACUGCUGUGUUCAGCCCCUCAGCUCCGCCCCAGCCUAUUUCCCGCCUCCAUUUGAUGUUUCCAGGUUUUCAAAACUGCAUUUAACCUGCGCCAGAGAGUUCGCCGUAGGCAUCUUUAAUAAACUAACUCCACCAAAA
This is a messenger RNA of Gorilla gorilla gorilla (western lowland gorilla), 2468 nucleotides long. It is a transcript of the gene PEX10, whose product is annotated as peroxisomal biogenesis factor 10. The coding region runs from base 918 to 1523 and encodes 201 amino acids. The transcript has 5 exons. NCBI's taxonomy places the organism in Eukaryota, Metazoa, Chordata, Mammalia, Primates, Hominidae. The record is from RefSeq and is a predicted model, not a curated record. Gene Ontology annotation, molecular function: zinc ion binding. Gene Ontology annotation, biological process: protein import into peroxisome matrix. Gene Ontology annotation, cellular component: peroxisomal membrane.